GGCAUAUCUACACAGACACAGAUCACCAGACAUUAUUUUUAUAUUAUACCACGAUCGACUUUAAAAAUCAGAAACAAAUCGCCAUAACGGCAAAAGACCAGGCAGUCGGAGCGAGCAUUGAUGUUCAGAGCGAUGCGCUCGGGAGCUGGAUAAAGGCGCCUCUCCGUUCUUAUCACCCGUUAUUCGUAGCGCGAGCAAGGAUGGGAUACUCGGACCCGACUGCUGGCCGCGAUUUGCUGGGAAACAGAUCCCUGUGUUUUAUUUUCAUCUGCGCUUUCGGCGUGGUCACGCUGCUGCAACAAAUCCUCUACGGCAAGAAUUAUAUCCGGAGCACGCAACAGUUUACCCGCCUCAAAGGAGAGGAGGUGGGCAACUGGAGUGCCCUCGUUAGUUACCCUGAUGAUGGAGGGAUGAAGCAACCUGCCAGAAUUGGGAGGAAAAGAUGCGUCCGUCAGAAUUUUCAGCACUCAGAGAGCUCCGCAGUUAUCACGCCCUGCCUAGCAGAUAUUAAGAAGAGAAAAAAAGAAAAGAGAAGGUAUCUGGAGAGUUCUAACGGACCCCUUCUGUAUAACACCACCACCUGCAGAGAACUGCGCCAAGAAAUCACAGACAUCAAAAUGCUGUCCAUGGUUAAGACAUCAGAGUUGUUUGAACGAUGGAGAAACCUGCAGACUUGUACAUGGGAGCAGAACAAAGAGGAGACCAACAACUUCAAGAUGUCUUUGUCACGGUGCUGUAAUGCUCCCUCCUUCUUGUUUACGACGCAAAGAAACACACCAUCCGGCACGAAGCUGCGGUACGAGGUUGACACAAGUGGCAUCUUGCACAUCAGCCCUGAGAUAUUUAAAAUGCUUCCAGAGGACAUGCCUUACUCAAAAUCACAGUUUAAGAAGUGUGCCGUGAUCGGGAAUGGAGGAAUAAUUAAAAACAGCAAAUGUGGGAAAGAGAUUGACUCUGCUGACUUCGUCUUCCGGUGUAACAUUCCUCCAAUUUCUGAAAAGUAUGCAGCAGAUGUGGGAACUAAGACUCAUCUGGUGACCAUCAACCCAAGCAUUAUCACAGAGAGGUUUCACAAACUGGAGAAAUGGCGGCGGCCAUUCUAUGAUGUCCUGGUGAACUACAAGAAUGCAUCAGUGGUGCUGCCUGCAUUUUAUAAUGCGCGCAAUACUGACGUGUCCUUUCGUGUCAAGUAUGCCCUGGAUGACUUUAGUGGCUCCACUACACGUGGUGUUUACUUCUUUCACCCACAGUACCUCCUGGGUGCACAGCGUUUCUGGGCAGCACAGGGUGUCCGUGCCAAACGGUUAAGCAGUGGCCUCAUGCUUGCCACAGCAGCACUCGAACUGUGCCAGGAAGUGCACCUCUACGGCUUCUGGGCAUUCCCAAUGAACCCAGCAGGCAUUUUCAUUACACACCACUACUAUGACAAUGUCAAACCAAGGCCGGGAUUCCAUGCCAUGCCACACGAGCUCUUCACCUUUCUGCACUUACACUCACGUGGAAUCCUGAAUGUGCAUACUGGGGUGUGCAGGUGAUGGAAUUGACCACUGAAGCGAUUGUGUUCAAGGGAGGAGCUUCCAGUUGCUAGUAAGUGGUGUGAAAUUCAAAAUGGACUACUGAGUCUGUUUGCAUGUGAAAGACAAUAUUCCUGAGAUGUGCUAAUGUGGUUUCCACUGAGCCGUUGACUUCUGAUCCGGUUGAGUGAAUUCAAGCCAGAGGUCGGAUUUAGUGUCUGAAACACAAUAUCGCUGUCUUUAAGGACAACCAUUUAGUUUCACACUAUGUUUUUGAUAUAGAUAACAUCUAAAUCUGUCAGUGCCGUCGCUACAUGGUGCUUGUUUGUUUUGUGUAAGAUAUUUCGUGCAGUUUUUUUUUCCCCCUUUUUUUUUUUGGUGAAACUUUAAAAUGGUGGUUUUAUUCUGUGAAAGGAGAAAUGAAACCUCAAUAUCUCAUAAACAACAGAACUAUUUAUCACUUAAAUACAAAUGACUUUAUUAUUGUCAUGAACAAACUGUUGAAAAUAAUCAUACAAGUGCUUCUCUUUUCAUUAGAUAUUGCUGCAGCUGUAAAUACUGUUGUAAUACGGUUUAGGGUCUCAAACAAAGCGAACAGAUUUGCAGAGAGACAGGACAGAACUAAAACAAAUCCAAACAGCACUGCCUAAACAGCAUUACACUGAAAGUGACAUGGGGUAUAUGCACAGAGGUAAACGAGUUCUAAAGUAAAGUCCCUGUCAGAAAGUUUGGAGUCGAUAUACACACAUAAAUCAUGUUGCCUGCUGUAUUAUAUAUUGACAAUCAUCAUGCGAAUAUAUCAGCAUAACAAUAUGGAAAUAUAGUCACAUUUUGCAGUUGUAGCUUAUAUAGUUCAUGGGGAUUUUUAAAAAUGUAAUUAAAAUAGUUAUGCAAAAUUUAUGAAGCUUUUACAGUGUUCAUUUUUAUGACCGUUUAUUAAAUUAUUCAUGAUUUGUCUAAAAAAAAAAGUUUUAACUCACUGUAAGCGUCCAGGCAAAUGGAGGAUUUUAGAAGCAGAUAUUUUCUAUCAUACUAAUAAUUUAUAUACAUGGAUCAAGUGUCUGUGUUCUUUUGCUGUUGCUCACACAUGACAAUAGUAGGGACUCUUACAAAAACAGUUUUUAAAGACAUUUUAAAGAAAAAGUUGGCAACAAAAGACGUGUGGCGUACCACGUAAUGUGAUAAAAUUUCAUGAUGAAGGUGAAUUUUUUCCAAACACUGAUAUAAACUGAGAUGCGAAUGAACUGAAAGUUGUUUCAAGAAUUGCCUAUUAAUCAUAUUUUAAUCAUAUUAGGAAUUUUUAUUUUGUGACUGUAUUUCUCUUUUGUUCUUGGUGCCUUUAUGAGUCAUGCCAUAAUUCCCUCAUUAGGUGCCAAUAUUCUGAAUAGCAUUGUUUUGGUUCAUCCUAGACAAUAUUUAAAAUAUAUUUAAAUCAUAUCAUGAUUUAAAUAUAUUUAUAUAUAAUAAUAAUAUAAUAUAAUAAUAUAAAUUUUAAUCAGUCUCUUUGUGUUGGGCUCACAACUAAAUAUUGCGUUAUAUUUAUAACUUCUGGAAGGUGUGAACCUUUUUGAAGAACAUCAGCAACAUUCUGUGUCCAGUCAUCAUUAGAAAAUAUGCAGAAUGUGAUGUAAAGCAUAAUUGAUUGAUUAUAAUUCCAUAGAAGUGUUGUCAGGUUUCACUAAAAUGGUAAAUAAUUAAUCAUUUUCUGAGGUUGAUCAGUGUCAAUCUGACUAAAAUUGUUGGAUUUCUUCAAGCCACUUUUCCAGUGCCAGACACAAACACAACAUCUUAUUAAGCAUGUUCUACAGUACAUACAGUAGUAUUAAUCCCAUACUAAAAUCAUUCUUUAAAUACAUUUGAGGAACUCAUUAAAAUGACUAAAGGGGCAGGGAUAUAUAAAGGGACAUAUAAAGAAAGCUUUUGGACAUGGUCAUACUGUACUAUGUGCAAUACUCACUGUCUUUAUCAAAUGUGUAAAUAAAUUCAUUUGGAAUUAC
Molecule: messenger RNA, 3511 nt
Organism: Clarias gariepinus (North African catfish)
Lineage: Eukaryota; Metazoa; Chordata; Actinopteri; Siluriformes; Clariidae
Gene: st8sia5
Product: ST8 alpha-N-acetyl-neuraminide alpha-2,8-sialyltransferase 5
Exons: 9
Coding region: 201-1535 (444 amino acids)
Biological process (GO): N-glycan processing; oligosaccharide metabolic process
Molecular function (GO): alpha-N-acetylneuraminate alpha-2,8-sialyltransferase activity
Source: RefSeq, a predicted model, not a curated record